CCUUGUCUGCGGUGAAUAUCCGGGACUUCAUAGUUGAAAAAUCCAAGAUGGAGGAAAUAGGAAUUACUAUCCAAAGUCAGGAUUCAAGCCGACCCACAACUGCAGCGAUCAGUUCCUUGUCCACUGUAGAUCCCAAUGUAGAUGAUCUUUAUGCAAAGUACAAGAAGCUUCAAAAGCAGCUGGAGUUUUUAAAAGUCCAGGAAGAAUACAUCAAAGAUGAACAGAAAAAUCUCAAAAAGGAGCUGCUACAUGCACAAGAGGAAGUGAAACGCAUCCAAUCUGUUCCUCUGGUUAUUGGUCAGUUUUUGGAGGCUGUAGAUCAAAACACUGGAAUUGUUGGCUCAACAACAGGGUCAAACUACUACAUUCGCAUACUCAGUACCAUAGACCGGGAACUUUUGAAACCAAGUGCAUCUGUUGCCCUUCAUAAGCACUCCAAUGCACUUGUUGACGUCCUUCCUCCUGAGGCUGAUAGCAGUAUAGCAAUGUUAACUGCUGAUGAGAAGCCAAAUGUAGCCUAUGCAGACAUUGGUGGAAUGGAUAUACAAAAGCAAGAAAUGCGAGAAGCUGUUGAGCUCCCUCUUACACAUUUUGAGCUCUACAAACAAAUCGGUAUUGAUCCACCACGAGGGGUUCUUAUGUAUGGUCCUCCAGGAUGUGGCAAGACCAUGUUAGCAAAGGCAGUUGCUCAUCAUACAACAGCAGCCUUCAUUCGUGUUGUGGGGUCAGAAUUUGUCCAAAAAUAUCUUGGUGAAGGACCCAGGAUGGUUCGUGAUGUGUUUCGCCUGGCUAAAGAAAAUGCACCAGCUAUAAUUUUUAUAGAUGAGAUUGAUGCAAUUGCCACUAAGCGAUUUGAUGCACAAACAGGAGCUGAUAGAGAAGUACAAAGAAUAUUGCUUGAGCUGCUGAAUCAGAUGGAUGGCUUUGACCAGAAUGUAAAUGUUAAGGUUAUCAUGGCCACAAAUCGUCAUGACACUCUUGACCCUGCAUUGUUACGUCCUGGUCGACUGGAUCGUAAGAUUGAAUUCCCCUUGCCAGACAGAAGACAAAAACGUCUCAUCUUCUCCACAAUAACAGCUAAGAUGAACCUGUCAGAAGAAGUAGAUUUAGAGGAUUAUGUUGCAAGACCAGACAGAAUUAGUGGAGCUGAUAUCAAUGCCAUUUGUCAAGAGGUAUGUUUCUUUUUUAACAUGCAGAGUACUAGUACUCCUCAUGCAGGUGUGGUUUAAGUACUUCUGUUGUUAAAACAUUAAAUUUCUCUCAUGAUGAUUUUAUGUAAGCAUCUGUUUCUUGUUUUAUUAUACACCUGUAUCAGUUAAUGAUUGAGUCAAGCUGCAUUGAGCAAUUUGGGUUGGACAAGACACUCAGAAGUUUGAUUUUGCAAUGUGUGAACCCAGCUAAAAUUGUUUGCUGCUGCACAUGGUUUUGAACUUGAUGAUUGAAAUUGGCUGACACUUGCACAAAGACAAGACCCUCAAUUCAUAAGCAUAGCUGAACAUACCAGCCAGAGGUGUUAUCUGUCACUUUGCUUUGAAUUACAGUGAUUGUUGAAUUAAUGAGGAAGUGAGUGAAUAACUGCUUGAAGGGGAGAAAUAAUUAUUUAUGAAUGAGAUCUGGGAGGUGUAAGGGAGUUAAAAGAUAAACAGUGUUUUCUAGAAAAAAUGUGUUUCUUUUUUU
This is a messenger RNA of Pocillopora damicornis (cauliflower coral), 1677 nucleotides long. Its product is annotated as 26S proteasome regulatory subunit 6B. Gene Ontology annotation, molecular function: ATP binding; ATP hydrolysis activity. NCBI's taxonomy places the organism in Eukaryota, Metazoa, Cnidaria, Anthozoa, Scleractinia, Pocilloporidae. The record is from RefSeq and is a predicted model, not a curated record.